Molecule: messenger RNA, 1215 nt
Organism: Mercenaria mercenaria
Lineage: Eukaryota; Metazoa; Mollusca; Bivalvia; Venerida; Veneridae
Exons: 1
Coding region: 1-1215 (404 amino acids)
Molecular function (GO): nucleic acid binding; zinc ion binding
Source: RefSeq, a predicted model, not a curated record
AUGGUAGACCUUCACUAUAAGCAAAUGAUGGAUUUGCCCUCUGUCAGGAAUACCAUAGAAAGCUUAAGAUACUUCUUAGACAAAAUGGAGAAACAUUUGAGGAGUUUGCAAGUAUUGCAUCAGGAUAUAGAACAAUAUGUAUUUGUUUCAAUGAUCAAGAGAAAGUUACCAGCAGAUGUGUUAUUACAGCUAGAGAUUCAGAAAGGAGCCGAGAACAAAUGGACCGUGACGAAACUCAGAAACUUAUUGAAGGAGUUCAUAACAGCAAAGGAGGCUUCGGAAAAGGAUACGGCGGUAGAUAGAAAGAGUGAGAGGCUGAAUGCACCAAUUAGGAAUCCAGGUUGGAAUAGUUCACAAAGGAGGAAUGGACACCAAAGAUUCAGACAGUCUAAUAAUGGAGCAACAGGGACAUCAUACAAAAGUUCUUAUUACAACGGAGCUCCCAACGGAACACUGUUGAGCAAUGAAAAACGUAACGAAAAGAGUUCGAAUCGAACUAAAUGCAGAUAUUGUAAUAACGCUCAUUGGAGCGAUGAAUGCGACGUAUUCAAAACUUUGGAGGAACGUAAACGCAAAAUUAAAGGGAGCUGUUAUAGGUGCCUUAAAGAAGGACAUAUGUCAAGUGAAUGUAAAUCGUCAAAGGCUUGUGUAUAUUGUGGAGAAGUGAAUGUUCACCACAGGAGCUUGUGUGAUAAAAGAUUUGCGGGCAAAAGGAAGGUGGAAGGUGUUCAUUUUUGUUCAGAUGAUGCAAUACAAAGCAAUUCUGAAACUGAAUGUACUACAGGAGAAGAAAGUGGACUUCUUUCUUAUAAUGAAAGUGUUCUUACGCAAACUGCAACUAGCGAAGUAAAGUCCCCGGAAAAGGAAAAUGGGGGAAGUGUUCGACUUUUGUUAGAUUCCAGUUCUCAUCGGACAUACGUGACGGAGCAUCUUGUUAAACGACUUGGACUGAAGGGAGACACCGAACAAGAGAUUCAACUGGUGACAUUUGGAACGGAGAACACUAAAACAAUAAGAACGAAAACUACAAAGCUCCAGCUGAAGAUAAAGGAUGGAAAAUUCAUGACUCUUACAGCAAACAUCGUGCCAGAUAUUACAGGAACAGUAAACCGGAAAACAACAACAUUUACAUCUACAAAGAAGUUCACAGACCUUACAAGAAAUUUGACUUUAGCGGAUACCAUUCCAAAGAAGGAUGAAAUAAUAACUAAAUAA